Messenger RNA from Pararge aegeria (speckled wood butterfly), 1126 nucleotides. It is a transcript of the gene bou, whose product is annotated as U-scoloptoxin(05)-Sm1a. Lineage: Eukaryota; Metazoa; Arthropoda; Insecta; Lepidoptera; Nymphalidae. The coding region runs from base 132 to 695 and encodes 187 amino acids. The transcript has 4 exons. The record is from RefSeq and is a predicted model, not a curated record. Gene Ontology annotation, biological process: sleep; regulation of synaptic transmission, cholinergic; positive regulation of voltage-gated potassium channel activity.
AUAAAAAGUUUUACUCUGAGGUACAAUUGUUUACUAAAAACUACUUCACAUUUUUAAAUUAAAAUUAUUAAUUUUAACUCGAAUAACAUAAACUUAAAUUUGAGAUAUUUUAAAUAAGAAGAAGCGUAACGAUGAAUAAAUUAACCACUAAGUCUAUAUUGUUUAUCCUUUUAGGAGUAAAUACGUUAAAAACAGUGCUCUCUGUUAGCUGUUAUCAGUGUUCGGGUACUGAUUCAAACGAACCAUUCGAAUGCAAUGAAUUCUUAGAUUCUAAUUCACAAAUAUCACACACUGACUGUGAAGGAAUUCAUGAUGCCCAGUUUUGUAUUAAACAUGUCGGCCGGUUUGAAGGAUUGGCUAUAGACUGUUACCAAUGUAAUUCUUCAGCAACAAUGGAAUGUGGUGAUGGACUUAUGAAUUUGGAUGGUGGGAUAUUAAUACCUACCCCUUGCAACCAUGUGUACAAUGCACAGUUUUGUAUUAAACGGACAGGUGGUAUAGGAACAAAACGCUUUUGUUCUUCAUUGGACUUAGGGAACUAUUGCAACUAUGUUCAACAGCCAGGGGACAAACUGGAGUACAGAACAUGCAUUUAUACCUGUGGCACAGAUGGAUGCAAUGGCACUGUGGCGUUAAGAAUAUCUGCAGUGAAUUUAAUUUUAGCUUUAUUUGUAGCCUAUAUUAAUGGAUGUUAACAUAGCAAAUAUUUCUAAAUUUUACAAUGAAAGCACAUUAAUUAACGCUGCAUAUAACUCUUUAUUUGUUGUAUAAAAUCUGCCAUAACAGAGCAAAGAUGUGAUAGGUUGCAUAGAAUCUCGUACAAAAAUCACUAUUUACUGUUACAAUUAGGUGUGCUUUGAACACUGAAGUGCAUUUUUGUAUUUAGUUUUAAUUUAAUAUUAGUAAUGAUACCUCUUGCAAUGACAUUCCAUUAACCAUUAAAUUCAAAGCUGCAAUAUUAUACAAUUGUUUCUUUAAAUUUUUAAUGGUUAUUUUAGUUCUAAUAUUAUUUUAGAGUUGUUGUAUUGAAAAAUUGCCAGAAAAUACAUUAUUAGAUCUUAUGAAAUGCCGUCGAUUUAUAUAAUACUUUUUAAAAUGUUGUAAAUGUAACUAUUAUUAAGGUAUA